This is a messenger RNA of Papaver somniferum (opium poppy), 1809 nucleotides long. RefSeq lists its product as uncharacterized. Bases 1 to 1809 code for a protein of 602 amino acids. The transcript is spliced from 4 exons. NCBI's taxonomy places the organism in Eukaryota, Viridiplantae, Streptophyta, Magnoliopsida, Ranunculales, Papaveraceae. The record is from RefSeq and is a predicted model, not a curated record. Gene Ontology annotation, molecular function: zinc ion binding.
AUGGACUCUGUCAUUGCAGUUGUAUGUUACAAUGAAGCUUCAUUGUCGUUUCGUAUUGGUUUAAAAUCAACUCUUAUGAAUUUGAAGGAUAAUAUUUGUUUAAAUUGGGUUCAACUAUCUCCAUUCACUAUUGAAAUCAUUCACAAAUUUGGUGAGCAACAAAAGGUACUUCAGUCUGAUUAUGAUCUCCAAUCAGCUGUUGUGUUUUCUCUGUUUAACAAGUUGCCAACACUAGACUUAUAUGUAUAUCAUAGAGGUGAAAGUUCAAGUUCAGUAUGCCACAUAGGUGCUAGUUCAAGUUCAUCAUCCCAUGGGUCAGAAGUUGUACCUGUUAAUCAGCCACUAGUUACCACUGUCACUGAUUAUGAUGACCCUAAAGUAGUCAAAGAACCGUUGAAAUCCGCUCGUUGGCUAGCUUUUUUUUACAGUGUUGAACAACUGUUUCCAGUAGGUGUGGACCAAGUGCGUCACGAUUUGAUGAAGUACCAUGCUGCAAAUGGUUAUGCAUAUAAGGUAACAAGAAACGAGAAGUUGCGGAUUGCUGCUUGUUGUGCUAACAAGAAGAAGGACAAGUGUAAUUGGCACAUGUAUGCUGUUUCUUGUGACGGUGUUGAAGGAAGUCCCUUUAUUAUCAAGGAGUUAAAUAAUCAGCAUACUUGUGACGGUGGAUUUAUUAACGUUCCAAAUGUAUCGAAGAACCUAAUAAGUUCCUUGAUCAAGGAUGAGAUUAAACAGAACCCAAAGAAGAAGAUAAAGGAUAUUAUGGAACAAAUUAGAAGAGAAUAUGGCUUUGACAUAAGUCGUUAUUAUGCAUACGCAGGUAAGAUACAUGCACUGAAUUUGGCAUGGGGAGAGGAUGAGAAGUCAUUCGCUUACUUGCAUUGGUAUACAAAGCAAUUGUCUGAAACCAAUCCUAGAUCCCGUGUUGUUUUGGAAACUGACGCGAGUCAAAAGUUUGUGAGAUUGUUCAUUGCCUUCGGAGCAUGUAUCCGUGGAUUUAAUUACUGUCGUCCCUUGCUAUUCAUGGAUGCAGCACAUUUGAAGAGAAUUUACCCUUUAGCUUACGGUGUGGUUUCAUCUGAGACUGAUGCGAACUGGAAAUGGUUUAUGGAGCAACUCAGGGAUGUCGUUUCUCUUCAAAGACAACUUACAUUUGUGAGUGAUCGAGGUAGUGGUUUAGUCAACCAAAUCCCCGUCGUUUUUCCAGAGUUUAACGAGAGUUGGGAUGACUUGAUGCUGGUUAAAAAUCAGAAUCUACAAGAAUAUCUUAGUAGGGCUCCAAUUGAUAAAUGGGAAGAGAAGGAGAUGCCUAUUGCUGUCAUGGUUGAUAAAAUACGGCUGAAGCUUAUGGAAAUGAUGUGCAUUCAUCGUGAAGAAUGCGUGACAUCGUUCGAUUGGAGAGGAGUUUUGUGUCCAAAAAUGGAAACUGAACUCUAUAACAAUAAGAUGCAUGGCCGUGAUUACAGUGUUACUAACUCGUCUGAAUUUUUGUAUGAAGUUAAUGCCUCAUUAACACAAAGGGUUGAUUUGAAAGAAAAUACAUGCUCUUGCAACCGUUGGAAAAUCAAUGGCUUCCCUUGCGCCCAUGUUGUUAGGUGUAUAAUGGGGAAUGGUGAAGAUCCUUAUGAAUAUGUUGAAGACUACUUCACCAAUAAGUUCUAUCGAGAGUCGUAUUCAAGACCAAUCCAUCCAUUUUCCACAGUUGAAAGGCCUGCAACAAUUUCACCCAAGUUUGUUGUUCAUGGACCUAAAGUUUUGCCACAAUCAGGACGUCCAAGUAAGAAGAAAAGGAUUCCUAAUACAGGUUAA